AUGCUUCUGAUGUAUCUGUUCCUCCCGUGGCGGCUCCGAGCCCGGUGCAGGGGCCUGUAAGUCCUCUUCUCUCUUCUGUUCUUGCACCAGUUUCUGAUUUUACUGCGAAAAAAAUAUUUAAUGGAGGUCAUAUGAUUCUGAUUUGGUUUCGUCAAUUGAUAAUAUGGUAAGGAAACAGUUUCCAAACUUGGGAUUUUUCUUGUUUCUAAGUACUGUUUACUACCUCCAUACAUGUCCUAGUUUAUGUGUAGCCUUCUGCACUUCUAUUCUUGUUGUUCUUGCACCAGUUUCGUUUCAUUCUGACAUAUACUUGGAAAGCAGACGAUUAAUGAUUCGUAUGUAUUAAGAGAGAUUGUUUCCAGAAUCAAAGUUGAAAAUUUUCCUCCAUGACAUGCUUUAAAUUUCAUUAAUCGUCAUGGUGAGGACUGGGGAGAACUAUCUGACCGGAGUCAACUCAACCCAUCAAGUUUGGCCGUCAGCCUUCUUCUCAUGCAUGGUUUUCGGUAGACAGAGACUACAGUCAUGGCCAUCCCAGAGAGCUUUCGUCUUGGAGCAGAGUAUAAGACUAUAAUUAGACUCGAACAUGUGCUGCCACAGACAAACUGGUCCUCAAGUCCCAGGAAAUGAUCGACAGGACAGCAAUGUUGCAACCAAUCAGUUCGGUUGUCAUCAUAUUGCCUGGUUCUUUCGGGGAAUUGCAUCUUGAUUCUUGCAUUGGGGUCAAAAGGAAGACAAAGCAUGUUGAGGAGAAUUAAAUGCCUAGUUUGCAAGCAUCAUUUUAUUUUUGUAGGGCAUCGGAUGAAUUUUGAAGCCAAUUGGGCACAUACUCAAAAUGCAGUAUUACUCUUCGAACACAACACCACCGAGGAUGCGAUACCAUUGCCAAGAGGGCGGGGAAAAAGAUACACGAAAUUACAGAGACUUGAACUCGGCCUGGGCAGAGCUCGAGCAGCUAUCAAGAAAGCAUUUCGGAACGCCGGUAAUAGAACGGCAUUACCCGACAAAGAUUAUGUUCCACAAGGGCCAUUAUACAGGAAUGCUUAUGCUUUUCACAGGAGUUAUUUGGAAAUGGAGAAGCUGUUCAAGGUGUAUGUGUAUGAAGAAGGUGAGCCGCCACUCUUCCAUGAUGGCCCCUGCAGGAGCAUAUACUCUUCGGAGGGAAGGUUCAUCAACAGCAUGGAAAUGGACUCCCGGUAUCGGACUAGGAACCCUGAUCUUGCUCAUGUCUUCUUUCUGCCGUUCAGCGUCGCCAAGAUGGUUAAAUUCAUAUACAAGCCCGAGUCCUUCGAUAUCUCCCCGAUCAAAAAGACCAUUGCUGAUUACAUCGAUGUCGUCGCCGAAAGAUAUCCUUACUGGAACAGGAGCCUGGGUGCAGAUCAUUUCAUGCUUUCCUGCCAUGAUUGGGGGCCUCAUUCUUCCAAAGCCGUGCCUAAUCUUUACGGCAACUCCGUUCGAGUCUUGUGCAAUGCAAACACGUCCGAAGGCUUCGAUCCUUCCAAGGACGUAUCGCUGCCAGAGAUCAACAUCAAGACCGACGUCAUGGCCGACAUGAUGGGAGGGCCAUCCGCCUCGCACCGCCCCAUCCUCGCGUUCUUCGCCGGUGGAGAUCAUGGCCCUGUCCGGCCGCUGCUUCUGGAGGCGUGGAAGGACAAAGACCCCGACGUCCAAGUCCACGAGUACCUCCCCAAGGGUGUGUCCUACUACGACACGAUGAGGAAGAGCAAGUACUGCUUGUGCCCGAGCGGGUACGAGGUGGCGAGCCCGAGAAUCGUGGAGGCCAUCUACCUCGGCUGUGUGCCGGUCACCAUCAACGACCACUACGUGCUGCCGUUCAGUGAUGUUCUCGACUGGAAGGCCUUCUCGGUGCAGAUCUCGGUGGAGGACAUCCCAAACAUCAAGAAGAUCCUGAUGGGCAUCUCUCCGACGCAGUACAUCAGGUUGCAGAGGAGAGGGGCGAUGGUGCAGAGGCAUUUCGUGGUGAACAGCCCUCCCAGGAGGUUUGACGUGUUCCAUAUGAUCCUUCACUCCAUAUGGCUUCGAAGGCUCAACAUCCGCAUGCAUCGUCCCCAGGUCUCUGAUUGAUCCCGGAGCCCUCCUCCUCCUGCUGCUUUGAUCGAUUGUUACCAUACAGCCAUUUUAAUUACAGUAUCCGUGAAUAUCACUCACUUACAGAAGUCUGAUUCUUUUUCUUUGGGUUUGUCCAUCUCUGGUUGUUGUUGAUGCAACCUGAAAUCGGCUGCUCUGCACCAGAAAUGAUGACAGUUUCUAACCAUUAAAAUUAUGAAAUCCACAUGGUUGUGGUGAUCAAUCCGUAAGACAGCUCUGUGUUUGCUGGUCUUUAAGAUUUUGUGGAAGAAAGUACUGCUGCUUCGAUGUUGUCCUCUGAAUUCUCCAUUAAAUCAAUAAAUAUAAAGUUCUGAUUCUUAUGUUUCA
Molecule: messenger RNA, 2433 nt
Organism: Musa acuminata subsp. malaccensis (wild Malaysian banana)
Lineage: Eukaryota; Viridiplantae; Streptophyta; Magnoliopsida; Zingiberales; Musaceae
Source: RefSeq, a predicted model, not a curated record